Molecule: messenger RNA, 3941 nt
Organism: Peromyscus californicus insignis
Lineage: Eukaryota; Metazoa; Chordata; Mammalia; Rodentia; Cricetidae
Gene: Sgcd
Product: sarcoglycan delta
Exons: 9
Coding region: 1308-2177 (289 amino acids)
Biological process (GO): cardiac muscle tissue development; heart contraction
Cellular component (GO): sarcolemma; sarcoglycan complex
Source: RefSeq, a predicted model, not a curated record
UGGGAGGAAGGCGGGGCAAGCCGGAACAAGCUGUCCCUGGGAACCUGCAGGCUCCCUCACUCCGUUUCGGAACCCCAUUCUCCUCCGGGGAGACAGGAGGGGGUUCCAAGGGACUUGGAUACAGUCCCUUGGCGGAGACGGUGGAGACACGUAGCUGCUUCGGGGCUGAUCCUGCGGAGCGGGGCGCCCCUCCCCGCCCCCAUUCCCCUGGGUUUCACUCCGGUUCUUUGCAAAGGGAGGGGACAGCGAGGGGGCCCUGCGCAUCCCCCUUCUUGGAGCUGCAGGCUAGGAGCCCUGUGCCCUCGGGAGCCCCGGCAGCUUGCCCUCGGCCGCACGGGGGUGCAGGCUGUCCCCGCCGCCCCCACCCGAGGCUCGCCCUCGCUCCCUCUUUCCAGCUCCACCAGCCGAAGCGCGCACACCGGGGCUCCCGCACGUGGGCGCGCGGGAGGCGGCGGCCGCUGCUGCCCGAGCCCAAGCCGGAGCAGGGCAGAUCGCCCUCCAUGCUGCGGGAGCCGCGGCCGCCUCGCGCUCAGCCUCUCGCCCCAGCCGAGCACUGCGAGCGGGCGAAGCCCCGGAGGGGAACCGGACGGUGACGCGAGCAGCGCAGCGGACUAAAGCGACCCGGGUUCUGAGCGAAGGGCGCCCGCUUGUCGGGAGCAGGCAGCCUGGCUGGGUCGCUCGCCCUCGGCUCCUACCAGCGCUGAGGGCUCCGGGCGGUGCGAUGUCGCCACGCUGCUUCUAGGCGGUGGCCGGGGACGCCUCCUGCAGCCACUCGGCCCGCACCGGCGGCCCCCAAUUCCCUUCCACCCGCAAGUCCUCGGAUCACUCCCGGAGGACGCGCCGGGCCACCCGGCGCGGAGCGGGCGCCAAGUCCGAAGUCUGUCCCCAGCACAGCCAACUUCCGCGGGAGCCCCUCGGCCCGCUGCAGCCUGCGCCAGCCCCGGGAGCGAUGCGCCCCCAGCCGGGCGACGCUCCCUCUGCCAACUCGCCACCCAUGGGAUCCACUGCCCUCGGCCGCCCCGCUCGGAGCGCGUAGCUCUCGCCGCGCGGCCCAGGAGAGGAGUGAGACGCUAAGAGGGUUCGCUGACCCUGCGUGCACCAGACUGCUGUGAACCCCUGAAGGGGAAGCAUCUGUAUUUGAGGACUUAGAAGAACCCUCCAUCUUCAGGAGCUUGAGGACAGCUGCCCUGGAACCUGUGUGGAAGUUAAGAAGACUGUUGCUGUGCUGGGGAUCUGAGGACAUUAUUUCAAUCCCAAUGUUGCCCUGACAUUUGUAUCUAAGAUUCAAGGAGAUUAAGACUAAAAAGAUGCCUCAGGAACAGUACUCACACCACAGGAGCACCAUGCCCAGCUCAGAGGGGCCACACAUAUACAAAGUGGGGAUUUACGGCUGGAGGAAAAGAUGCCUGUAUUUCUUUGUCCUACUCCUCAUGAUUUUAAUACUGGUGAACUUGGCCAUGACCAUCUGGAUUCUCAAAGUCAUGAACUUCACAAUUGAUGGAAUGGGGAACUUAAGAAUCACAGAAAAGGGUCUGAAGCUGGAAGGAGACUCCGAGUUCUUACAACCUCUCUACGCCAAAGAAAUCCAGUCCCGACCAGGUAAUGCCCUAUACUUCAAAUCUGCCAGGAAUGUGACAGUGAACAUUCUCAAUGACCAGACAAAAGUGCUGACUCGGCUGGUGACAGGUCCAAAAGCUGUGGAAGCAUACGGCAAAAAGUUUGAAGUAAAAACGGUUUCUGGAAAAUUGCUCUUUUCUGCAGAUGACAGUGAAGUGGUCGUGGGAGCCGAGAGAUUGCGAGUCUUAGGAGCUGAAGGCACAGUCUUUCCCAAAUCCAUAGAAACACCUAAUGUCAGAGCAGACCCCUUCAAGGAACUAAGGUUGGAGUCCCCAACCAGAUCUCUAGUGAUGGAAGCCCCAAAAGGGGUAGAAAUAAAUGCAGAAGCGGGCAAUAUGGAAGCUACCUGCAGAAGUGAGCUGAGACUGGAGUCCAAGGAUGGGGAGAUUAAGUUAGAUGCUGCGAAAAUCAAACUACCUAGGCUGCCUCGUGGAUCCUACACACCCACAGGAACGAGGCAGAAGGUCUUCGAGAUCUGCGUCUGCGCCAAUGGGAGGUUAUUUCUGUCCCAGGCAGGAACUGGUUCCACUUGUCAGAUAAACACAAGUGUCUGCCUUUGAAGGACUAUCCAUAGUGGACAAUUGUCGGCAGCAUAAAGGCCCUUUUUGGCUUGAGACACUGGCUGCCAGCUAUUUUUACUAGAACACAGAAAGCCUAUCAAAGACCUUUUGUGUGUGUGUGUGUGUGUGUGUGUGUGUGUGUGUGUGUGUAUGAGUGGGUUUGUGUGUGUGGUGAGUGGAUAUAAAUAUAUAUAAAUAUAUAUAAAUAAAUAUAUAUAUCCUCUGUAUAAAAUGAGGUUUCAGUACAAAAGGAACCAUGGGUGACCCUGUGACAUCAUCCACUGUCAUUUUUCCACCCCACCCCCAUCACCCACAUGACAGAAUCUAAGAACCCAUUCAGGCCCAGCAUUCCCCAGGCAAUUUCAAAUCACACAGUGGAUUGCGCACUUAGAGAAUAUCCAUCGAUAUUUUCAAGUAAUCCCUAGUUUCUCUCUUAGAGUCAUUAGAGGCAGUGAUGGCGGGAAUCUUUGGAUCACUCUCAAGUAAUGAUACAUUGGUAUAAAAGAUAAACAUUUGACCCAUCUAUAAUCCCAACACCAGGCAAGUUGUGGUGAUGGAGGCCAGCCUGGGCUACAUAGUGAGGCUGUCUUUAAAACAUAGACAUUUGGUUUCCCUUUCUUAGCUUCAGCCAAGAUGGCUAAGUUCUUCUCUUCAAGAUAAGGCUAGGGUACACCCAUAGAAAUUAGUCACAAAAACUCAUAAUGGCCACCCUUCCUUUGUAGACCAACAUACUAGGAGUUGUGUGGCUAAAAGAAUGGGGGCAGGGAGGUUGAAUUCUGAAAGAAUAUAAAUCACUCACCUGACUUCUACUUAUUCUACUUCCUUUAACUCACAUAGUUUCCCACAGUCAAAGAGUAAGAGCUUUUAAUCAGCAUAGAAGAGGACAUCAGCUCCUCCGCCAAAGGCUAGAAGCUAUUCAAUGGACUGACAGACAAAAAAUACAUGGGCAAGACAUCUCAUUUCAGGAAAACCUGUCUCCCAAGUGUUUGGGUUCUCAUUUCUGACUUUAUCCAACAGAUGAACUCAAAAUCAUUAAAUCAAUCAGAAUCCCAAAGAGUGAGCUCCAGAUCCCAAGAGAAGUUAUUUCAAGAUGGAAAUCUAACUAAGAGUACCAUAGGGAAGCUAACUAAUUUUCCUAAGUUUCUUGAGAUGAGUAGGCCAUUGAGAGACACAUCAGAUUUUCAAGGGCUUGCACAGACUCUCUUGCUUUGCUCUUGUAGGUUUUGUCAGUGCUGGGGUAUUCAUAUUCCUGAACUCACUGCUGUGAGACCUAAGCCACUACAUGCUGCCAGAAUUACUCACAGCAGGUUAAUAAAACAGAGUCAUGUGUCUUCAUCAGAACCACUGUCCCCUGGGUUCAGCAGCACCCAAUCCCUAUAUGGACACUAUAUGGAAAUAGUCUCUAAUUCCCGCCAUCAGCUACCUCUUAACCCCACUUUCAUUGCCAUGCCCCAGGGUCACCCUGGCCAGCUCUUGUGCUGGGACAGGGGAUUACACCAUCUCUGUUCAAAGAGGGGGAAAUGUGCCUAUGCCUUAAGCCAAUGCACUCAGCAAGGAGAAGCACAUCCUAGUUAUCUUGUUAUCUGUAGUUUAUUUUGGGUGGUUGAAGGGAAAUGGUUUAGUCAUGACUGGGCAUCAGAAACUGGUAGACAAACCAACUGGUUUCCACAUUUGGACUCUGAGGAGCCCAGAAUGCAGGUAUAACUGAAACUAGAUGAAACAGCGGCCCUACAAUCUUGAAUGAAGUUGCUUUUGUAGGCCUCA